Molecule: messenger RNA, 736 nt
Organism: Zychaea mexicana
Lineage: Eukaryota; Fungi; Mucoromycota; Mucoromycetes; Mucorales; Lichtheimiaceae
Exons: 2
Coding region: 21-287 (88 amino acids)
Source: RefSeq, a predicted model, not a curated record
UCCGCAGGCAGUAGCUGCUCAUGCCACUGCCAUCUAUCACCGCACAUAUAAAUAGGUUUCUCUUUUCCGUCACUUCUCUGUUCCUCAUUUUCUCAUACAUGUAUUCACACCCAAUAGUCCGUCACUCCUCUGGACACUCUGUUGGGAAUAAGUUCUGCCUCCAGACCAUAAAAAAAAUACUUAUGAUCAGAAUGAUUGGGCGUGUACUAGUUUUGGUUAGCGCCAAGCUCAAGCCAGGGAUCAAAGGGUCUCGGUACAGUGUCUACCGUCAAUGUUGCUUAUGUUGAAUACGAGAUUAUUUUUGGAUUUAUACCGCGUCGAUAUUGGCCGGUGAACAAUAGCUUCGGAUGAUAACGAUAUAUUCGCGCAAGGUGUUGGCUUGGAGUAAGUAUGUGCUGAAUGGUCGUAUCCAGCUUCCUGAUGGGAUAAAUGAGCCAUUGUAGAAAGUCUCGGCCGUUGUUGGAUUAACCAUGGUGCGAUGUGGUGGCGUGUGUAACAAACAAAAGACGCACUCUUAAUCAAGUAUCAAGUAUAUACCCACGAUCCCUCAAGCCCGCAAUGAUGGAGGUGGCCAACUUAAAAUAGAGUGUCAAGAGCAUGGCUGUUUUCAACAUAGUAUGCGCGUCAUCCUGUAUACAGGCUGCUUCAAUAUUUGGCUUGGUCAUUUUGUCAACCACUUCCCUCAGCUGAUGUAUGAUACAUGUGAAAAAAAAAGAUGAGAAAAAAAGAAAACAAA